AUGACGCCAACAAAUAAGAUCCUUUCUCUUCAGUGUAAACGGAAGCGAACAGUGACGAUUUCCCCGUUGGCGUUUUUAUUGUUGUUAUUUAGACUUUUAUUAACACCGUGGAACUCAAUAUGACUAAUUUACCUGGACAGCAUCACAUACUUGCCUAAGGUAGUGUUUAAUUCACGUUGGAGACAGGCCUUGGUUGAUAGUUAGCAGCUAACUUAGCGAAAAAUGGCUAACGUGAACAGUAUGGUUUUUCACACUCAAAUAGCCUCCAUCAUGGAGGUGCUAGCGAAUGCAGCCGUGGCAGAGAUCUGUAAAGUCGUAGACGACGAGUAUACAGUGUUUCGUUUGGAAAUAACUCAAAGCCAGAAAGAAAACAGGGCAUUGCGGAGGAAACUACAGCUACUGGAACUGAAAGUGUCACGAGAGCGCGGCCUCGCCAGUCCCAGUAGUGUAAAGAUCCUCGACCGAUACAGAGGAGUGGAAAGAGGUGAAGAACAUCUCACUGCAGGCCACAGGAGCUUUAUGAAGCGAACAGGUCACAAUACAUGGAGAGAAGACCAACCAAUCACUGUUGAUGAGGGGAGUGGAACCUCAACCCAGCAAGUUAUUGUGAUCGAGUCUGCAGAUGCAGAGUCUGCAGAUGCAGAGGCUGCAAGUCCUGGGGUGAAGCAGGAGAAGACUGAAGCAGAGGAGGAACCAUGGCACAGCAGAGACAUCCAGACUGGAGCUCACCCUGUAGCCAUGGAGUACCCCACCACUGCCACAGUGCUACCCAUGACCAGACGCAGCAUCACGGAGGUCAGUGGAACGCCGAACGCCGUCCUCAAGUCAGAGACGUACACCAAGACUAUAACAGGGCUGGGCUGUCCUGCUCCCCGCUCAGAAUAUUUCCAUUACGGUAACCCGAGGACUGUUCUGUCCCAUCAGAACUUGGGUGACACGUUACAGACUGGCAAUGAUCCGUCCUGUUCAUACACUACAGAGAUACCUGGUGACAUGCCAGUCGGCUUAGAGACACAGACUAAUCCAAUGAGAGGGGCCUGGAACCGGUACAGUAGUAGUGUACACUCUGAAGGGUGCCUAGAUAAGAAAGGAGAGGGUCUGGUCAUAGAUGAGAUGACUGUGAAAGUGGAGGGCGAGGCUCCUCUGACAUGGAAUGCAGACGAGACUCACUUCAGAGAAGGACACUCGCAGGGCAACUCCAGUGAUUUCUUAGACUACAGGGAAAGCUUAGAGACAAAUCUAAAUGUCCCGACCCACUCCCCUUUACACCCAGUGUCCAUGUCGAUGGCACCUUCCGAUUCACAAGGCUGCAUCCUUUUCGAUCAGGUAUUGAACUCAAACGACCAAAGGGCCAAGCCGUGGGGAGAGGUAGCAACAACGGGCGGUAAAGAUAAGCAGUUCUUCUGCAUGUUCUGUAACAAAGGCUUUAGCUGCCCACAGAAGGUGGAGAUCCACCAGAGAGUCCACACAGGGGUGAAACCCUUCAUCUGUACCCAGUGUCACAUGCGCUUCGCCCAUGCUGGCAACUUGAAGAGGCACCAGCGGUUCCACACAGGUGUAAAACCCUUCAAAUGUACCCAGUGUCACAUGCGCUUCACCCAGGCUGGUGACCUGAAGAGGCACGAGAGAGUCCACACAGGGGAGAAACCCUACAGGUGUCCCCAGUGUGAGAAGAGGUUCUCCCGUCAGGAUCAGCUGAAGAUGCACCUGAAGGUCCACACGGGAGAGAAGCCAUUUGCCUGUACUCACUGUGGGAAGAGGUUUUCAGAGAGGACCUACCUCAGGAUGCACCAGCAGAAACACCAUUCCACUCUAUAACAUAGAAAGUAACCAUUCUAUUCAAUAGCUUCUGACGUUUAGAUCAAACUCUGCAUUAAAGACUAAGAUGAAUGUUCAUUGUUGUCAGCAGAAAAGAUCAACAGAUACAUCUGAGCAUAAGAGAGUAACAGAUUUCUGUGUUGAAUAUUCCUGGGUAGAUUAUUGCAUCCAGACAUUGUGUGAUAAGGCAUAAAUAAGUCUACAAAAGUCUGUAACAUAGUGUUUGUACUGUGUAGGCUAUAUGAUGUUCACACAUUUUCCCAAGACACUUAAUGCAGAUUUGUAGUUGAGAUAUGUGUAUGUCUGGUUUUCAUAUGGUGUAUAAACACAAAAUGGGAAUGUUCAUUUUAAGGCUUUCAUUGAGACUCUCUUUAGUACACAUCACAUCUGAUCUCACGCUUUCGAACCAAUAUACACUUACUAAAUAUACCUACACCUACCCACACACUAACACCUACUGUACACGUUAAAAUAGUUGUCAGGUUUGUCUAACUUUUGACUUACCAUAGCUGAAUCAUAUUUAUGUCCACCACAAUGGGUUUAACAACAAUGAAGUCAUUCUGUAACUACAGUAUAGGACUCAAACAUAGUGGGGAUGGGCAAACACUCCCUUUUGAAAGUGUGAUUUGUCUGUGUAUGUACCUGAGGGAGUGCAUGUCUGUGUAAUCUGUAUCACCUGUCUCUUCCAGGAGGAGGAGGGUCAGGAGGUGCUGCUGGUGAAUGAGGAGGGGUGUGAGGAGGGUCUGGGGAACCCUGAGAGGACCAUGG
Molecule: messenger RNA, 2586 nt
Organism: Oncorhynchus masou masou (cherry salmon)
Lineage: Eukaryota; Metazoa; Chordata; Actinopteri; Salmoniformes; Salmonidae
Product: zinc finger protein 79-like
Exons: 3
Coding region: 223-1818 (531 amino acids)
Biological process (GO): embryo development; urogenital system development; regulation of transcription by RNA polymerase II
Cellular component (GO): nucleus
Molecular function (GO): RNA polymerase II transcription regulatory region sequence-specific DNA binding; DNA-binding transcription factor activity, RNA polymerase II-specific
Source: RefSeq, a predicted model, not a curated record